GCAUUCGCAAAAAAACCUUCGCCAAAAAAGAAAAAAAAACAACAAGUUAGUCUGCUGCUGCAGUCGCUGCUUUUAAAAUGUUCCUGGUGCCAUGGACGAGAAUUUAAACAGCGUGUGUGAUUGGAUCCUCGAUUCAGUGCACCGGACGUCUGUUUUUGCGAUUAUCCGCUCCGUGAUUUGGUGGAAGUGCAGCAACUCGUGAAAGCGACGACGGCGACGAUUCUUCUCCGAGAACCAUGGCUCUGUUUGGCGUGCAGAUUGUCAUAACCAUGAUUAUGGCGAGCGUCCUGCAAAAGCUGUCAUACCAGUUUUCUUUUUCAAGGUGGAUCAUCUGCAAGAGACUUGUUCGCUACCUGCAUCCAACAGACGAGGAGCUCAAGUCUCUGGCCGGGAUUUUGGGCAAGCCGCACAAAGGGAAAGGCAAGAGGGACAAGUGGCGCGACCGCGGCCGCAAUGGCACCCUGAAUGAGGACAAGGACUACCAGGAGUUCCUGGUGCCCAAGAGCCUGCAGUUUGAGCUGGAUGUGGCCCCCAUCAGCAUCGGGGAGGCCAUCCAGCUGCGCUUCUACUCAGACUAUCAGUGGCUGCUGGACUUUGCGGGCUGCGCCGUUGUGGUGUAUGCCCUGACCGAGGCCUACUACCACUUCCUGCCCGGCAGGGAGGAGGUGAACCUCAGCCUCGUCUGGUGCCUCCUUGUCCUCGGCUUCGCCACCAAGGUGCUGUUCUCUCUGACGGCCCUGUACUUCCGGGGGGAGGAGCCCGUGGGGGAGCGGUCCCUCUGCCUAGUCUCGGGGCUCUCCUUCUUCGUUCUGGCCAUGGUCGUGCUCAUUGCAGACGAGGACUUUCUUGAGUUUGGCCUCAGGGAUGCAUACCUAAGCUUCAAUGAAAGUUCACACCAGUUUCUGGAGAUUCAGGGGCUCAGUUCAAGUGGCCCCACCUCCCAGCUGAUGUUCAAGUUGGGCCUGGCCGUGUGGUGCGGCUUUGUCGGUGCCUUCUUUACCUUCCCGGGGCUACGGUAUGCCAGAAUGCACUGGGACUCCUUCAAGUACUGCGAGGGACAGCCUUUCCUCAAAAUGGUGCUUCAUCUGAGCUUCGUGUCACCUCUAUUUGUGGUGCUGUUCUGGGUGAAGCCCAUUGCGCGGGAGUACUUCACCGAGCGGUCCUUUCCGGGCAUGAGGGGAAACCUGAUGAGCGGGGAGGCCUUUGAGACGACGCGCAUCCUGCUGGUGCUGGGGGUGGUGUUGCUACGGCUGCUGCUGAUGCCCCGCUACCUGCAGUCCUACCUCAACCUGGCCCCCGAGCGGAUGGCCGACAUGCGCAAGGAGGCCGGGAACAUCUCCAACGUCGAGCUACAGCGAAAGGUGGUGCGGGUGUUCUACUACCUGUGCGUCGUGGCGCUGCAGUACGUGGCCCCUCUGCUCACGUGUGCCUUCACCGCCCUCCUGCUCAAGACGCUAGGCAACCACAGUUGGACGUCGUACUUCUGGCCUAGUGGAGAACAGGGUAGGGCCACCUUCGUCGCACCAAUGCCGGCAGCACGGUCGGCGGAGAGCUCGGCAGAGUCCAUCCUGUCGACGAGUCAGCAAUUCUCGCUGACGCUGGCAGGGCUGCGCAGCGUCUUCACGCCAGUGCUCUUCAAGGGGGUGCUCAGCUUCAUGACGUGGUGGCUGUGUGCCGUAUCGUUCGCCACGAGCGUCGUCGGACUCGUGUACCACUCGUACGCCCUCAAGGCUUAGUUUUGCAAGCUGCCGAUGAGAUGGACAGAAGUGUAUGCCACGCUACCGGACUACGUUGGGAGCCCGAAAUGUUGCUUUUGAACGUAGGAUUUCUAAUAGGUUUAAACGACGUCGGCGUAAUUUAACUGGCGAGAGUAUUGAAGGACCGUGCUCGAAAUUUGCCCAGUGCCAUCACGUUUCACCUUCGGUUCGGACUGGCAGCUCACCAUCACCCACCGGCCGUGGUGAAAGUGCGCGUGGUGCCGGGUUUAUCUCCGACCGGAUAUGAACUGCCACCUGCUUUGUCGGUGAGAUGUCAGAACACGGAAUGUUUCAAAAUAUUCUUUUAUAGGUAAUCGAACGGUACAGGGAUGUGCAACCCUUUCCGAGCUCAAAGAUUGAAUUUCUUCAUCUAUUGUGCUACGGGGCUAUGCGUGACUUUGGCCGCAUCGCUGGUAUGCGAAAGGAAAACUAGGGCGAUAUCAGGGACCGAACCAUGUUGGCAUAAACGGUUUGGUUCCAAACGAUUUGCCGAUGCCGCCGUGCAUGCACGUGUGAAUCAUUGACGACUUUGGUCACCUUUUUUUUUCUAUUUGGGCUUCUGGAGCUGAAUGUGAUGGUGACUCGUUUGCUUAGGACAGCGGAAGGCGAUUUCCCGUUCUCGUAGCCUUUACUUCAUUUGGGAGGUUGAAACUAGUCCUUUGAGGGUGGCUCACAGUGGCAACCGAUUGCAAAUGCUCUAAACUACAUGUGCAGUUCACUCAAGCCGUGCUCACUACCCGCCACGGCUGCCGCGCGCAGUUGGCAGUUUCCAUAAAAAGCUUGUCUUUCAUAAUUACUGUGCAUUGCAGGACAAGAACUAUACUUACACAUUGUACUGGAGGUCUGCUAAACACAGUAUGCUAAGACAACCUCUUCAGUUUAGCAGCUCAUGCCAAACGAGAUGAAUAUUUUAUGUGGGAGCCUCGUAGCCAUUUCUGAUUGGUGACACAUUUCUUUGUUUGAAUCUCGCCAUAAUGUUGAUGUCCAGACUUCAUAAGGAACUCUCAUGCAAAACAUUGUUUGAGCCACAUGGCAGCACAUGCCACGAGAAAUGCACAGGCCUUGGAAUACGAGGUAAAUUUCUUUAUGAUGACUGGUUUCGGUUGACAAUGCAAUAGCAUAUUUUAAUUCCCCAUGUGACAUGGGUAAUAAAUGAUGUAGUAGUUUGUUUAGAAUAAUUCUUUCUGUAGGUUUGAGUAAACUUCAUAUUUUCCAAUGUCAGAAAACAAAAGAAGUGAUUCCUUAUAGGUGUGCAGGGGCCUGGGGAUUUUUGAAGGAAAGCCUUUAGGAUUUUAGCGAGGGUUGUCUCGCUUGUUUGGGGCAUCUCUUUCAAAUAGAUUUCUUGCUCCUGGGAAUGUCUGCUAGGGCUGGCAUCGGGUGAAAGUUACUAAUGUUUCGCAUCACGGGCAUCGGCAUGUCUAAUGGUACGCCCAUGGCUGUGCCACCUCCUCUUUGGGGUGGUACAAGAGAGCAGGGUUCGAUGGUUUGCAAGCAUGGCUCUGCCAACCACAGUUUUGCAACUAUCAAAACUUAUAUUAAUACCCACUGGAUAGUUCUGUUUUCUUUUGCUGCUAUAUACUUAAAACAAAUUUAAGAGGCAAGACAGAUGUUGUGUCAUGUAUCCUAUGCAAGUGAAGUGGCCAUGCUAUGACGUCUCCUGGUAUUUGGUAUUGAUUUCAGGUUCUUCAGUUCAUUUGACCGUAGUGUUACUGGUUGAACCGUGGAAAUUGACAUACUUCUUGUAAUCCUCGUGGAACUUUCAACAGAGGGUGGGUCACAGCUGUUUGCAUAGUGCACCAUUUGCUGAAGUGGUGAGCAGAAAACAGUUUUCGAGGAUAUUCAGGAGGGAAACUGGUGUGACCUGGCUCAAAGACUUGACAAUUCAUGACAGUAUGAGAAGGUACCAGUUGUGACCAUCUUCAGCCACUAGCACCAUUCACUAUGCCAUUUUUUACCGAAGCUUAUGGAAACUUGUCUUCUAUUCCACAUGGCUGUUGCAUUAGGAGGUGAGUUCUGGAUAGCCUUUCUUUGCAUUUUGUCUGUGAGCAUUGUAGAAAUAUUCAGCUUUUGUGUUGGAAGUACAGUUUGGGUUAGGAAAUGGUUAUUGCAACAUGUUUUCGGUUCUGGCAAAGCAAGUUUUACGGAUUGUCUAGCUAAUGUUGGAUUUUGUGCAUUGAGGUGGUUCGGUAUGGAUCCCACACACUUACAAAAACAGUUUUUCAAUUGUGCGCAUGUGUAAAUAUCGGAGUUUAUACACAGUUUUACAUUUUGUAUUUAUUAGUAUGCAUAUGAGAUUCAAAGGAAUGCUGGGCACUUGUGGUAGUAUUAAUUUUGAAGAUCUGUAUUGGGAAGCAGUACAAAUAGCAAAAUAAAAGCAUUUUCUGGCUUCUUAAA
Messenger RNA from Ixodes scapularis (black-legged tick), 4151 nucleotides. It is a transcript of the gene emei, whose product is annotated as transmembrane protein 161B. Lineage: Eukaryota; Metazoa; Arthropoda; Arachnida; Ixodida; Ixodidae. The coding region runs from base 237 to 1736 and encodes 499 amino acids. The transcript has 11 exons. The record is from RefSeq and is a predicted model, not a curated record.